CAUAAAGGCAGGGAUUAGAACCCUGGUCCUCCUGCCAUAUGAGACGCCACUUGUGAGUGGCUGGCAGCAUUCUAUGAUGUCACAGUCACUGGGAGGUGCACCCUCUGGGUGGUUAGGCCAAAGUGGCCAGUAGCCUGCUGACCACUGGCCUGCACAGGUGUGUUGGUAGUAGGAGCAGGAGAUAAAUGGAGGACUAUAUGGAUCCUAACUGGAGUUUUGAUCGGGCCGCUGUGAGGAUCCGGAGGGCCUCGGAGCGAGAUAAGAUCUUCUGCAAGUAUGAAGAGGGACCCCGCAGAGGACCCACUUUUUAUAUUGGAGAUGAGGAUGAAGACAGUGAUGAUUUGAUACCAGACAAGUUCGGCUUCUUGACGGAGAAGUCACUGUCCUGUGACAGCACCCUGGGGACUAAGCAGAGACGCAUAGAGUCUAGGAGACUUGGAAAGUGGGUCAAGAUGUUGAAAAACCAUAGCAAGUACCGUGACAGUGAGAAGUUUCACCGAAGAUUCUUCAAGGGCAUCCCCAGCCAGGUGCGGGGGAAAGUCUGGAUGCUGAUCCUUGAUGUGGAUAAAAUGAAAGCCCAGAACCCAGGGAAAUUUAAGGAACUAAAGGAUCAGGCCAGACGACAGUCUGGUGAAGUCUAUCACAUUGACUCUGCAGUGCGUGGGACAUUUCGAGAUCAUCUGAUGUUCCGAGAGCAAUACGGGAUUAAGCAGCAGGAUUUGUUUGGAGUUUUAAUGGCCUACAGCAUGUACAGCCCUGUGAGUAUUCUGAGAUCAGCUCUUCAGGCUAUUCCCAUGCUGACCAUACAGGGUAUCCCUUGUCACAGAUCACCAAGUCUGGCUUGCUGGGGGUUGUCCUAA
This is a messenger RNA of Ochotona princeps (American pika), 860 nucleotides long. RefSeq names its product TBC1 domain family member 28-like. NCBI's taxonomy places the organism in Eukaryota, Metazoa, Chordata, Mammalia, Lagomorpha, Ochotonidae. The record is from RefSeq and is a predicted model, not a curated record. The transcript has 8 exons. Bases 186 to 860 code for a protein of 224 amino acids.